Messenger RNA from Striga asiatica, 2369 nucleotides. The record is from the annotation of a GenBank genome assembly. Lineage: Eukaryota; Viridiplantae; Streptophyta; Magnoliopsida; Lamiales; Orobanchaceae.
CUUUAGGUGCAUUUUUUUUCCUCUUCAAUGCCAAUUUCAACAACUAUUCUUUCCAACAGAGAUAUUUUUCUUCAUUUUUCUUUCACUCCCAUCUUUCGUUAUCUAGCCCCUCUUUUUUAUUUAGGGUUUCAGCUCAUCUUCAUCGUCUCGCUAUGGUGUUUUAACCGCACGAGCUGCUGUGUUCCUGCCGAAACUUAUGUGAAGACAAUGUACAUUCUAGAAGAUUGGAAGCCAUUAGCUCUCCAAGCCUUACGCAUACUAUAAGCUGUUUGCUGCUCAUGACUGUCCUAAUCUGAUUUGAGACUUCCAUUAUACUAAGCUUAUGCAAAAACAUAAAUUGACUUCCGUGGUAUACUGUUAAUUCUCGUGCCUAGAAAGAACAAUCUUUUUCAAGACUUAGUUGAAACUUGAAAGGUCAAAGUUACAGUACUAACUUUGUUAUUAUAUUGCAUGACACAAGCAUAUACGAACUUGAGGGCUUUAAACCUGUUGUCUUCCGAGUUCUGACUAUUUACUCAGUCAGCUAGUAAUGUAUGUGCUGUCAUUCACGCAUUAGGUUAUAUUUUAGUUACUUCCUUGUAGAACUAGAGAAAUAAGUUUAGUUUAUGUUUAUAUUAUUAAUUGUUCAACGGGUUAAUCACUAAAUGAAAAUUCAAAUGACAAUAUGACCUCAUAUUUGUUUAUUUCUUACAGAAAUUUUUGUGAGGUAAAUGGAAAGCUCAUUUGGGUUUAUGUGUAAUAUGAAGAGAUGGUGGUUUUCUUUCCUUCUAUCUUCUUUUUAUUCAUUAGUUAAAAAAUAAAAUGAUUGAGCCUCAAGGGUAGUUUUUGGAAUCAGUUUAUCUGACUGUGAGCUGGUUCAUAAUCUUUAUUGGACAGUAGUAAGCUUAUUCGUAAUCUCAAUUGAAUUUUGAUUUUAGCGAUACAGGCUGCAUAAUGAGCCUUUUCACUCAGCCACCGUGCUUGUAUAUUCUACUCCAAGAUCUUUACUCUCAAUUACCUUUGAAUCAGAAUUACCAUUAAUGUAUAUUAAUCUCGGCAUCUUUCGUGUUCAGCUUCUAAAUAUGUCAAGCUCUCUUAUAAGUCACUAUCAAAUAUUUCAUUGUCUCAUUGCAAUAAGUGAUUUUUCAUUUUCUUUUUUAUUUUGGUGUUCUCUGUUUAUCCUAUUCCUCAAAUAUUGAUGAUUUUCUUCGCAGGAGGAUUUUGCGGAAAAGAUGUUCCCUGCUACUCGUCUCCAUCCUGCAUAUAAUGUACCAGUGCAUGUUCCUUUCUCGAUUUAUUAGCACUUUUUUUACCACUCUACAAGCACAAGAUUGGCGAAUUACCAUCCGGAACCUUUGCAUAUCAGGCAAGCAAACACUGCUCUAAUAAGUGAUCUACUUUCGCUUCAUAUUUGUGUUGCACGUGUUUUUACAAGUCUGAAAUGAACAUUUUUGCAAGCUGAAUAUUUUUUUCACUGUGGAUCUUAGAUGGACGACAGUUCGCACCGUGAAAAUGGGAGACACAAACCGCCUCAGGGCCAGUGGCUGAUGCAGCACCAGCCUUCGAUGAAACAAAUAAUGUCGAUCAUGGCCGAACGAGACGCCGCCAUCCAAGAACGCAACCUCGCCCUCUCUGAAAAAAAGGCCGCCCUCGCCGAACGCGACAUGGCCAUUCUCCAGCGCGACUCCGCCAUCGCCGAACGUAACAACGCCAUAAUCGAGCGAGACAACGCCAUCGCCACUCUCCAAUACCGAGAAAACGCCCUACACAACAACCCAAACACAAACAACAACACAAACAUCUCCCAAUGCCCUCCCGGCUGCCAAAUCGGACGCGGGGUCAAGCACAUUCACCACCCUCACCCUCUAAUCGAGCCCAAUUACGAGUCGGGCCCUUCCCCAGCCGAGCCCGCGAAGUCGUCAGCCCGCCGCAAUAAGCGGGCUGGCAGCAAGCGGGCCGCCACCCCCAAGAAGGUUAAGCAAGAAGGGCCCGCUGAUCAGGCCCACGACUGGAGGGCCGGGCCCGGGCUCGGGCUGAAGCAAGAGCAGCAGCAGUGGAAAGAGCAGGACCUUGGGCUGAACCAGGUGGCGUUUGACGAGAGCACAAUGCCAGUGCCCGUUUGCUCGUGCACGGGAGUCUUGAGGCCUUGCUACAAGUGGGGGAAUGGUGGGUGGCAAUCCUCGUGCUGCACGACUAGCCUGUCGAUGUACCCGCUGCCAGCUGUACCGAACAAACGGCACGCGAGGGUUGGUGGGAGAAAAAUGAGCGGGAGUGCGUUUAACAAGCUGCUCAGCAGGCUGGCGGGUGAGGGACAUGACUUGUCGAGCCCGGUUGACUUGAAGGACCACUGGGCUAAACACGGGACUAACCGCUACAUAACCAUCAAAUGA